ACUGACAAGAAAAAGUUUUUAUUUCCUGGUUCAACUUUUUUUUUUUUUCCUCUGGAAUAUAAACUGAAGAAUGGGAAUAAACACGAAUAAAUAACAAAGCGAGGCCGCGCACGCCGGGAUGCGCCUGGCUGCAGCCGGCAAGGCUAUUGUCUCCCCGCCCUGAAGCCAGCCCAGGCAUCCUCCUCCGUUCGUUCCCCUUCCUGGUCCCUUUUCCUUUUCCUUUUGAGAAAGACGCCCCCUCCAGCCCCCUCGCCGGUGACCUUGGCCGCCUUGGAUGCUGUGAGUCCGCGCGGCAUCCUCUCCAAGGGCCCCCCGCGCCGCCGGGCCCAUGGCCGCGUCCGAGGACGGGAGCGGCUGCCUCGUGUCGCGGGGCCGCUCGCAGAGUGACCCCAGCGUCCUCAGCGACUCCUCUGCCACCUCCGCGGACGCCGGGGACAACCCAGAUGAGAUGGCUCAAACUCCCCCAGCACGCUCUGAGCACCUGGUCUCAGGGAUCCGAACUCCCCCCGUGAGGAGGAACAGCAAACUGGCCACCUUGGGCAGGAUCUUCAAACCCUGGAAGUGGAGGAAAAAGAAAAAUGAGAAACUGAAGCAGACCACAUCAGCACUGGAAAAGAAGAUGGCCGGCAGGCAAGGGCGCGAGGAGCUCAUCAAGCAGGGGCUGCUGGAGAUGAUGGAGCAGGAUUCUGAAAGCAAAACCUGCAGCUCCGAUGGAGGCCCUCGACCCACGCAAAGUGAGCCGUCUACUGUUGAGCAGGAGACGCCGACCUCAGACGAUGUCCAGCCGGGAAGCCCCUUGGCCACCGGGACGGAUCAGGCUUCCCUGGAUGAGCUGGUGUCCUCAGACACUCAGCUGGAUGACACAGCCAAGAUGCCGUCUGCAUCCAGUGGGGAAGAAGCUGACGCUGGCAGCCGCCUGCCCGUCACUGACGAGCUCUCUGAAGCCUUAGCCGGGUCGGACUCCCUGGAUGACCCCCCCAGGCCCCUGGAGAGACCUGCGGGCCAGCUCCCCAGCCCUCCUCUGCUGCCCACCCCUCCACCCAAGGCCAGCUGCAAAGCCACAAAAAAUGUCCCAGGCCAAGCCGUGCUCUUCCAAGGCUCCAGCAUGAAGACUACUGACCCGGCCCUCCGAGGACAGCUUGCCACCCCCACAGGGUCCCCACAUCUCACCACUGUCCACCGGCCGCUGCCCCCCAGCCGUGUGAUUGAGGAGCUACACAGGGCACUGGCCACAAAACACCGUCAGGACAGCUUUCCAGGCCGGGAGAGCAGAGGGUCUCCAAAGAAGCGGAUAGAUGUGCGGCUGUCCAGGACGUCCAGCAUGGAGCGAGGAAAGGAGCGGGAGGAGGCCUGGAGCUUCGACGGGGCCUCGGAGCACAAGUGGACUGGCACCAAGGACUCCGAGGAGAACAAAGAGAACCUGAUCCUGAGCUCUGAGCUCGAGGACAAUCUGCUCCUGUAUCAGGAUGAGGAGGUGCUCAACGACUCCGUCAUCUCUGGGACGCUGCCCAGGAAAUGCAAGAAGGAGCUGCUGGCCGUGAAGCUGAGGAACAGGCCAAGCAAGCAGGAGCUGGAGGAUCGGAACAUCUUCCCCAGGAGGACGGACGAGGAGCGGCAGGAGAUCCGGCAACAGAUUGAAAUGAAGCUCUCUAAAAGGCUGAGCCAGAGACCUGCCGUGGAGGAGCUGGAGAGACGAAAUAUCCUGAAACAACGGAAUGAUCAAACAGAGCAGGAAGAAAGAAGAGAAAUCAAGCAAAGAUUAACAAGAAAGCUCAAUCAGAGGCCCACUGUUGAUGAACUGAGAGACAGGAAGAUCCUCAUACGCUUCAGUGACUACGUGGAGGUAGCAAAAGCCCAGGACUAUGACAGGCGGGCAGACAAGCCCUGGACCAGACUGUCGGCAGCAGAUAAGGCAGCAAUUCGUAAAGAAUUAAAUGAAUAUAAAAGCAACGAAAUGGAGGUACAUGCAUCAAGCAAGCAUUUGACAAGAUUCCACAGGCCAUAGAGAUUUUCUUCUGAGAAGAAUUUGUGUUUAAUUUUUGAUACCAACAUUGAACAUUCAUCAGGGAACUUUCCUGAAGACUAACUGCUGUGAUUGUGAGACGAGCAGAGUCCCACUCACAGGUGCAAUCUUGGCCACACUUCCCUACAAGAGGAGUAACCCAGAGGACACGCUUCCUUCUUUGGUGUCUGAUGAUCAUAAGCUGUGGGGUCAGCGGAGGCUCAGAGCAACUCUCCAGAGGAAAGGGCUGCCGGCCUUUCCCUUGUUGCCAGUUCUGCAGUGUAACGGAGGCGAGCAAUGGGCAUGUGCUGGCUCACCACUCCCAGGCCUCUGACACGAGAGACAUGUGACCCAGUGUCAUUCAGUAUUUUGUUGAAAAGACAUUUUUAUUCUGAUCAUGAUUAAUUUGAAGACUCUUAAGUUCAUGUUAUAUAAAGUCAUUUACUGUAUAAUACUUCCUCUUUUUUUAUAUAAUGUCUAACAAAAAUAUAGCACCAACAUUUUGAUUCCUGUUAAUUUUGAUCUUUAAUUAAAUGACUACUUACUGCAGGAAAUUAACCAAGGCUUUACAUUUUCUUGGGGCUGGGAUGAGCUCUAUCUUAGAACCAGGAUCUGUGAAACAAGGCAAUUCUUUGUACUUCUGAGCCAUCAGAAUCUAAACAGGUGAAAGAAAAUGCCAACUUGUUGUGUGUUCUGUAUGUUCUGUCAAUAUAUAUGGUUUGUGCCUUGGAAAA
Messenger RNA from Jaculus jaculus (lesser Egyptian jerboa), 2736 nucleotides. It is a transcript of the gene Phactr3, whose product is annotated as phosphatase and actin regulator 3. The record is from RefSeq and is a predicted model, not a curated record. Gene Ontology annotation, biological process: actin cytoskeleton organization. Gene Ontology annotation, molecular function: actin binding. The transcript is spliced from 13 exons. NCBI's taxonomy places the organism in Eukaryota, Metazoa, Chordata, Mammalia, Rodentia, Dipodidae. Bases 329 to 2005 code for a protein of 558 amino acids.